AUGUUCUCGGAGUAUGCGUCUCGGUUUCUCGCUCAGUCACAGUCGCGAGUAGCUUCUCGCCCGGACGAGCUUCAAAGAAACAGCCGAGUGCCUCCAAGCCAACGGCAUGGCAGCUCCCGAAACCCUUCCUCGCGGUCUUUCCUAAGAGGCGGUGACCCAUAUCGACAUGGCACAUCCCAAAUCUCCAAUUUUCCCUUUGCCUCCCGAGCAUCAACGCAACAGGCUCCUCUAUUCUUUAGUGCCACUGAUGAAUUCCGCGAAGAAGACGAUGAGACUGAGCGCGAGCGGGAGAUCGCUGAUUUCUAUGCACUCCAGCGGUCAAGACGGCAUUUUGGUGAUAGCCAUCUGAAAGAAUCCUCAGAAAAUGAUGAAGACUCGAAUCAGUCAGUGGAUUUUAAUGAGGAGCACUCUCAAUAUGAUGAUCGUCCCGGUAACGGGAAGGGUAUCAAAAGCUCAUGGCGUGGGGAGAAAGGGCUUCCUGCUAUCCACCAGUCCCGGAUCGAAACGGUAGCAGAGGUCGCUGAGCAAGAUCACAUUUCUGACGCUAGUCCUGGCAACAGUCGAGUCAGGAGUAACCUGGUUGAUAUCGGACUGGAAGACUCUGUGCGGGAUGGCGCAGGCAACGAUGAUAGUCGUGCCGCCUCUGAACUCAUUCAUGAGGCGGCACCUAUUCAGAGAUUCCGAGAACGACCGUCGGUGAAAGGUGACUCUUUCGGCUAUGCGAGAGAUGACAGUCCGUCAGAACAAACCAAACCGCUGUUUUCUUCAGAAGCCCGGCGACGACCAAGCUCUACGUCGUCCUUUCCAGCCUCGAUUUCCCCUCUGACAUCCGAAACAUCCAUGCAUGAUAUUUUCUGGGGCCAGCUUUUUUUGAUCGCUCUUGCCAGCUUGUUUGCGACCGCUUUCUUGGUCUACUUGCAUACCUCUACUCCCUCCGGAGACAAGUCUAAAUGGGGUGAUACGAUCUAUUUCACAGUUCAUCGAUCGUUCUUUAGGCUUGGGGUCUACACAAUUGUAUCGGUUUUAGUCUCUCUCGUAUGGCUCGCUCUCCUGCGAUCUUACGUGCGGGUGCUUGUCUACCUUAUUAUCAUUGCUGUCCCCACAAUUCUUUAUUCUUUUUUCCUCUAUCCCUUCAUUUCAAGCUUCAAGGGCGAUUGGCAUGGAUCCAGCGUCCAGGACAAAGCGAUGCGCUGGGGCUCAAUUGUCCCAUUUAUCAUGGCCAGCCUAUGGAUUUACAACGUGGUCAGGGGUCGCCAGUCCAUUGGAAAGGCAAUUGGCGUUCUCGAAUUCUCAUGUCGAAUCCUUUCCGCGAAUCCCGAGCUGCUUGCGCUCGGGAUGGGUGUUUUGGUCUGCGUGGCAUCCUGGACGUGGCUUUGGAUGCUCAUGUUUACCCGUGUCUUCCUCGGCGGCCAUUUGUCUGAGUCGCGAUCAUUCAUCAUCAAUGUCAGUAGCUGGUGGCUGGGCGCAUAUUUUGUAUUGGUCUACCUUUGGUCCAUCGGUGUGAUUGCUGGCGUCCAGCGAGCCGUCACCGCUGCAACUGUGAGCCAAUGGUACUUCCACCGUCUGGCCAAACCAGCACCCACGUCGAGGCAGAUUGUUCAGGCAGCCGUCAUCCAUGCUACCACCACCCUCUUCGGCACAAUCUGUCUAUCUCGUCUGAUUGGAAUGCUGAUUCGACUCCCUCUCCUCAUACUCCCAAGCCGCCUCUCCUCGGUGCUGAGCCUCUUUGCCUACUCUCUGGUCCCCACCCCCAUCGCCUAUUUGACCAAUCCACUCUCGCUCACCUACGCCGCAAUUCAUUCCCAACCACUGGGAGCCUCUGCGCAAGGCUUGAGCCAAAUGACUAUUCUCGCCCCGUCGGCAGCCUCGACGUCUUUGCAUCCCAGCUCGUAUGCUCGCACUCACGGGGCCUCGUCGUCUUUGCUUUCCUAUCGUCUUUCAAAACUGAUUCUUUACGCCGCGCGGUUCAUAAUGUCCUUGGCCCUGGGCUUUGGCGGGUGGGUCACCACUGCCCGAAGUCUAAAUACCUCUGCUACCGGCGGCACAAUUCGAGGCAGCCUGUACGCCUAUGUGGUCGGCCUCAUUGCAGGUACAAUUGGCUGGAGCAUCCUGGGUGCCAUUGAAAGUGUCAUCGCAGACAUAGUCGAUGCCUCGGUGAUUUGCUGGGCAAGCGAAGUGGGCGUCUAUGGCCGAGAAGCGCGGUAUUGUCGUGAGGCUGGGUGGCUCUUUGGCGAUACCAACGCAAAUGCCCGGCAUGAGUAUGCAGAUGUCUAG
Messenger RNA from Penicillium macrosclerotiorum, 2274 nucleotides. RefSeq lists its product as uncharacterized. The record is from RefSeq and is a predicted model, not a curated record. Gene Ontology annotation, molecular function: transmembrane transporter activity. Gene Ontology annotation, cellular component: plasma membrane. The transcript has 2 exons. Gene Ontology annotation, biological process: transmembrane transport. The coding region runs from base 1 to 2274 and encodes 757 amino acids. Lineage: Eukaryota; Fungi; Ascomycota; Eurotiomycetes; Eurotiales; Aspergillaceae.